CGGGCAGAGCGACGUGUGCACGCCCAGAUCCGCUCCCUGAAGCAGCACAGAUCCGCGGGGCCGAGCGGAGAUGUGGAUGAGGAGGUGGAGGUGUAAAAGCAGCUACGAGCGCAAGGCAGAUUUGCGAGGAAUAAUUUAAGUCCGCUGUUUUUUUCCCCCUUCCUUCUCUCUCCUUUCUUUCUCUCUCCUUUUUUUUUUCGCUCAGGAUUUAAAUGUCACUCAGAGCAUCCCCAGACCAGCUCGCUGCUCCUCGCCGCUUCCUCCCGAGGCGCUGAGUCGGCCGCCCGCUGCGCGGGAGCAGCUCGGCGCUUCCCCGCGGAGGAAAUUUGCUCCAUCUCCAGCAGCAACCACUGCUCCUUUUGAUGUUGUGGUACGCCGUGCGCAUGCGCCUCACAUUAGAAUUACUGCACUGGCCAGAAUAAGUUGGAUCUCUUCUUCUCUUCACUGAAACCCUAAAUCACAUCAAAAGCCAAAGGGAUGUUGAGAGUCCGGAAAAAGGGUUACUUUGGGAUUUGGUCAUUCCCUUUAAUAAUAGCGGUGGUGUGUGCACAGAGUGUCAAUGACCCUAGCAAUAUGUCACUGGUAAAAGAGACCGUGGAUAGACUGCUGAAGGGCUAUGACAUUCGCUUGAGGCCAGAUUUUGGAGGUCCCCCAGUGGCUGUUGGCAUGAACAUAGACAUUGCCAGUAUAGACAUGGUAUCGGAAGUCAAUAUGGACUAUACCUUGACAAUGUACUUUCAGCAAGCGUGGAGAGAUAAGAGGCUGUCGUAUAAUGUAAUACCUCUAAAUCUUACUCUGGACAAUAGAGUAGCAGAUCAGCUAUGGGUUCCUGAUACCUAUUUUCUGAAUGACAAGAAGUCAUUUGUACAUGGUGUCACUGUGAAGAACAGAAUGAUCCGUUUGCAUCCAGAUGGGACAGUCCUUUAUGGACUCAGAAUUACAACAACAGCUGCUUGUAUGAUGGACCUACGGAGAUAUCCGCUGGAUGAGCAGAACUGCACGCUGGAGAUUGAGAGCUAUGGCUAUACAACAGAUGAUAUUGAAUUUUAUUGGCGUGGGGGUGAUAAUGCAGUCACAGGAGUGACAAAGAUCGAACUGCCACAGUUUUCCAUCGUAGACUACAAGCUUAUCACCAAGAAUGUUGUUUUCUCUACAGGUGCCUACCCAAGGCUGUCUCUCAGCUUUAAACUUAAGAGAAACAUUGGUUACUUCAUUCUGCAGACCUACAUGCCUUCUAUUCUGAUCACUAUCCUGUCCUGGGUUUCCUUCUGGAUUAAUUAUGAUGCUUCAGCUGCAAGAGUUGCUUUAGGAAUCACAACUGUGCUCACAAUGACAACCAUUAACACCCAUCUUCGAGAGACUCUCCCCAAAAUUCCAUACGUGAAAGCCAUUGACAUGUACCUUAUGGGAUGUUUUGUCUUCGUUUUUAUGGCUCUGCUGGAGUAUGCCUUGGUCAACUACAUCUUCUUUGGCAGGGGACCUCAGCGUCAAAAGAAAGCAGCAGAAAAAGCUGCCAGUGCCAACAAUGAGAAGUUGCGAAUGGAUGUCAAUAAGGACAGAAGAAUAAUUGGCACAUAUCAUUGUCCAGAAAUGUAUUCAACAAAGAUGGAUCCGCAUGAAAACAUUUUGUUGAGCACACUUGAAAUUAAAAAUGAGAUGGCUGCCUCCGAGGCUGUGAUGGGGCUUGGGGACCCUAGAAGCACUAUGCUGGCCUACGAUACGUCAAGCAUCCAGUACCGGAAAGCUGGCUUGCCCAGACACAGCUUUGGUCGCAAUGCCCUGGAGCGACAUGUGGCACAAAAGAAAAGUAGGCUACGGAGACGUGCAUCUCAACUGAAAAUUACCAUCCCUGACUUGACUGACGUAAAUGCCAUAGAUCGAUGGUCGCGCAUAUUCUUCCCUGUUGUUUUUUCCUUCUUCAAUAUUGUCUAUUGGCUUUACUAUGUGAACUAAGAAACAAAGCCACACAGGAAGCAAGAACUGGAUUUCUCUUCAAAUCGGUUGUACAGCCAAAAGUGGGACUUAGAAAAAUUCUAUUCAGGACAAAAAGUUAUUUUAAAACACCUUAGUUGCUGGCCCACUCUAUGGUCUGUUUUAUAGAGUUUUUAUUGUUUCUGCUAAACCGUAAACAUGUUCUUAAGUUGCAGUGUGGACAUAUCCCUCUUUCCAAAAUAUAAGUGCAUUUCAAGUGUGGAGGCAAAUUGGAUUCUGACAAUCAUUUCUCUCUGGCUCUCUCUCACGCUGUCUUUUCCAUUUUAAUACUCAUAUGAGUUUAAUGACAGAAAUUACAAAGAGAGGCAUUUGAGAAACAGGUUUUCGUUUCAACAGCAGUAUGUACUAUUUCCUUGUGAAACUGCAUAUCCAAUACAUGUACAUCUACACUUAAGAGAGUGUGCUAAGAUGUUAUCAUGCUUACAACAAAACUUUACCUUUUGAAUAUGUAAACUUGAAAACAAGUCGUGCCUGUCAUCUUUCCAAGAUACUGAUGAUCAGAGGUUUCCCAGCUGUAUUCAGGUAUUUCCUGUUAUUUUUUGAAAGAACUAAACCUUUGACUGAUAAUGUGAGGGUUGGGUGUUUGCACAGAAGCUGAAGCAAAAAGCACUAGUUUCGUUUGGAUUUUUAAAAGAUAGCAUAUGCUCACAAUCACAAUGGUUAUAGUUGUGAUCAGUAGAGAAAUGUAGCAAUGAUACAAAGGUGGAUCAAACGGUCUUGUCGUGAACGGGUAGAUAUGCUGUUGUUUCCUCUUGGGGAAAGUGAAUCAUUUGUCCAAAGUGCCAAAUGUUGGUCGGCCAAAAAGUAAUUUUCUGGGUGGCUAAAGAAAGCCAAUGAUGUCCUGCCCUUCUAGGGUACAAAAAGGUAGACAGCAAUUCAAAAAUACAGGGCCAGGGAAAGGGAAGACUACACACACACACACACACACACACACACACACACACACACACACACACACACACACACACACACACACACACACACACACACAAAUACAUAUACAUAUAUAUACACACACACACACAAAUACAUAUAUAUAUAUAUACACACACACACACAAAUACAUAUAUAUAUAUAUAUACACACACACACACACAAAUAUAGCGCAAAUGAAUGUUGUCAGUCACAGUACAUACCUUAGUCUAAAAUACUCACGUGGAGUUCUGUGAUUUCUUUCAAAUUUGCAAUCCUUCUAGUGUUAUGCUUGCCACUGAUGUUAUGCUUAAUCAAAUUGGAUGUUAGGUGUUAAAGAGCUCCUGGCUCUUUGAAUAUUGGAGAUCCAACCAUACAUACUUUAAUACAAAAAAAUAAUGACAGUGUGUUUUCUCAAGCUGGAUUAGGCAAUACCAUUUCCCUUUUUGUUUUGUUUAGCUCAAUGCAUUGUUCUCAAGGGAAGGAUUUGGGAAGCAUCACUUUUAAUUACACUCUUGGUAUUUCCUGCUUUAGAGUGACUUCUGUUGGAAAAAAAAAUAGCAAAAUUCAAUUUUGCUUUAGGAAACUUUAAAAUGGAACAUAAUUUUUUCCCAUUCCAUAGGACUUUAUGUUUAUAGGCAAACUAUUCCUAAAGUGUGGGCAAAGUAAAUAGAAUUUGCCAUUUAUUCUGUUGUCAAAACUAUUUUUAUAUAAUGAAAAAAAAAUCACAGGAAUAGUAUAAAAAGUAUAAAUUCCUGAUGGGUUUUAAAAAACCAGAUUCCAGUAUUGUUUGACAGAAAAUACUUAGUGAAGAAAAAGCCACAUCCUGUUGUAUCUCUGCUACUUCUCAUCUGUGCACAGACUUCUGAAAGAAACUGAAAUUCUCAUAUCUUCCAAAUACCAAAGGAGAAUUUUCAGACAGAUGCUUUUUCCCAAUUUAACAAUCUUUUAAGAUGGAUGUGAAGAAUAUUCUUCGUAAAAAGAUUUCUUUAUUUUUUGUUGUUCUUUUAAAAGAAUAAUUUUCUUACAACUUUCUGCUUUUUUUUCACCAUUUAAAGGAAUGACAGCAUAGGAGGAAAACAGUUUUGGGAACUGCCAAGUUUAUUCAAUUAUUUCUGAUUUCGUUUUGACCAUAGCAUAUGCUUAUUUCUGUUUCAAAUGGGAGAGGAUAGUUUUGACCCUGAAAUGAGGUUUGCUGGGCACACACAACGCUUGUUUUUUUCCAGAGGAUGUGUGUGUAUGUUCAAGUAUUGCCUCUAGGGUCAGACUCUGAAAUAUGUAGAGGCAAGCUUUUCAUCAUGUGAUUAACUUUCCAAGUCAAAAUGUUGCUUUUUGUUCACAUACUUAGUUUCUGACUGCAUUUCAUGCACAAAGCAUUAAGCUUCAAAGAUGCAUUUGGAAUUUCAACUGUUAGUUUUGAAUCAUGUUGGAAUUUUUUUCCCAGUUCUAAGAAAAGGAUCCAAAAUUCAGUAUUUCUCUUCAAAGUCUGUUCUUCAAAAAUGGUACCCUUUAUAAUAAAUAAAAGCAGUCUUAUAGUAUUCUUCAAUACAAGUUUUUCUUUCAUUUCACAAAUUGCUUCCAACUCUCUUUUAAUUUCACAGAAACAUACUGUGAAUACUGGAAGCUCAUAGCAUGUUUGUGGUAGAUACACCUCAAAUAUAAAACCUUACAGAGAACAUGUCAUUUUUUGCUUUUGUUUACUGCAUCAACUAUUACAAAAACCACAGAGAUUAAAUCCUAGAACUGCACGUGAAUUUAUCUGAAGUUAUAGUACAAGCCAUACUACUCUCUGAUGUUGCUACUCAGAGAGUGAAAGAAAAUGUCUGGUUUCUGCCCAGGUGUCACUAGGAAAGUUAUAUUAUCUAGGAGGAGGGAGCACUUUUGCUUUUACUGUGUCUUUCUGGCCAUUAAUGUGAUAUAUAAAAAUCAGUGGAAGGGAAGGGUUCUUUCAGAUGGGGAGUGGUUAUCAUGUUGUACUAAGGCUAAACACUGUGAUACAAAGAAGACAGGAGUAAAAAAGACUGACGAGGCACUGUCAAGGAAAAAGGAGAACUCAAGUGCUCAAGUCGGGCACUUACUCCUCUUCUGAGAUGCUUGAGUGUAAGUGGGAAUUAUGCCACCAUACAUGAGAUGUGGUUUUUAUUAUGUGUGCUAUCCUCCAGGUAAAUUAGAAUAAACUUGCUUUUACUUUAGAACUGGCCAAAAAUCAGUAUUGUAGAUCCUUUUACUCCUGUUCAUUGUUGUAAGCUUCAAUAAGUAAAAUAUCAAAGUUAAUAAUUUAGAUAAAGCUUGCAAUAUAGUUACACGUUAUUCUUCUAUUAGACAUGAUAGCCAGCAAUUAAGGUGUUUUUCAUCUUUGUGAAAUUCAUUGGCAAAUUCUGACUAUAACAUGGCACAGUUUUAAUGAAGUCUUUGAGAUCAGUCUGUAAAUAUAUACUGUAUAUGACUGCUAGUAAGUAUGAUACACAUUUUCAGAACUGAAAAUUCAUGCAACAUUUCUGUGUUUGCAUAAGGAAUGUUAUGUUUCUGUCCUAUUGCAGUUUAAUGACUGGGAAGAAAGACUCAAGCAAUGACAUUGUGAACAUUUCUUUUCUCAUUCCCAGGGGAGGAAAACAGAGUCUCAAAAAAUAGUAUGUCGCAGAAUUCUUCAGACAGCUUUACAUUCUAAUACAAAGGACAUAAAAUCUGUAGGGAAGAAAAGCACAAUGCAUAGAGAAAAUGACUGGUGGUCUUAUACCUGGGGAACAAAUCCUACUUAUUUCAGACAAAAUAUGCAUUAAAAUUAAAGCUCAAUUAAUUUUCAUUAUAACUGUUAGACUGUGUUCCAAAUCUAUAACUGACACAGUACUAAACAUAAGUAAAAAGACGUUAAACAUUAUCCAAGUGUAUGUGCAUAUGGACAUACAUAAAUGUCUCUAUGGACAUAUGUGUGCAUAUAUACACCUGUGCUGAGUAUAUGCACACGCAUUCAUAUGUUGGCGUGUUAAAGGAAUAAGCUAAUAAUAGUUUUGUUUCUAUCAUCAACCAGUGUAUGAAUAUAUUUUUGAGAAAACAGAUAAAUGUAUUAAAAAGAAAAAAAAACUAAAUAUACAGGGUAACUGGGCAUUUCUAAUAUCAGCAGAUCAAUGCAUAUAAUUCGUAUGGAGCAUUGCACCAUUUGACAUUACGAUAGUACUGUACCUCCUAGCAUCUGAAAUUAGACUAGUCCUCACAUUGCUUGCCUAUUUCUUCUCUCUCUUUUUAUAACAGCAUUGUCCACUAGUAAGUUUUCAAAAACAAUGAUGUCCUAAAGGAACCAAGAAAAAAAGGCAAAAAUAUUAAGUAUUUCUAGAAAAUAAUCUAGGGUGGGAUGGCCAGGGUACAAUACUAUAUCAGUAGUGAUCAUAACAUUUUGCUAUGUGUACAUAGAACAUACAAUGUGAGCAACCAUAACUUAAGCUGAGCGUGUGUAAAUAUUAUCAGAUUUCUUAAACAUUUUUAACUUCUAAUUUGUACUUUAUGGUAAGGCAAAAAGCUAAUUCUAUUUAUGGUUUAGGUUAAUGUGUCCUAAAAUUAUGUAAAUAAUUAAAUAAGCUGUAAAUGAGCAGUCAAUAGAUACAGUAUUGUUUAGUGACUUUUUUUUACUAAGUACAAUAAUUGCAGUGCUCUAGCAGAGUAAUUUAAACACCCUUUUGCAUAAACAGAUUUGGAUUACAGAUAAAAAAAAAGUACAGAAAGUACUGUAGUGUAUAAUAGCCAUUGCAACAAUGUUACUGCUAGCACAAUAGGUUCUUUUGUAUGGUUAAAAUGCUCAAGCAACAGAAGAUUGUAGUUUGGCACUCGGUACUCAGAUCAGCAUAAACCAGCAGGGCAUGAUUUUCACUUACAAUAAGGUACCUUUAUGUUGCUCCAGGAAGUGGAGAUGUAGAGGAAUACAGGGUAAGUGAGAAUUCAGCUGUUAGUGAUUUCAUUACAGAAAGCCUGCAUACUGCGUCUGUCUUUCUGAAAUCUGUAUCUCUUACGGUAUCUAGUAGUAGACCUAUAUUUUUCUUUGGAAAAAAAAAUUGUUUGACUGUCAUUAGAUAGUAUAGUCCCCCAAAGCCAAAGAAUCUUCACUCCAGAAAUUGUUUAAAAGGGAAAUCUAAUAAGUCACUGCUUAACACCAAAGGUAAAGCUUAAUAAAAUGCACUAGGAACUUUGUCUAAAUUUUUCAGAGGCAAAUGGAAUGUUGAUCAAAAAUACUGCCCUAUUCUUCUUUGUAAAAAUAGUAAUAAUUUAAAUAUCCAUUAAUAUUAAAUUGAAAUAGAUCAUCUCUACAAAAAUAUGCAACACAACCAUUUCAUAAAUAUAAAAUUAUUUUCUUUGUAAGUGCUUUGACAAAAAAAAGAAACUUAAAUGAUGAAAAAUCUCACCUAUACUUUCAUACUAAGGGUUGUAUUUUUUUAAUGUUUUUUCAGACAUGAGGUCAUCUAUUCCAAUUUGAUAAUGUUUUGUAUGUUUUCACUGUUACUGUCAUUUGGCAGAUAGUCACCAGGCUGUAUUGUUCAUGGUCUGUCCUAUUACUUUCAGUUGAAGACAAAAUGAGCAUUUGAAACAUGAUUAAUUCUAACAAGCUGACUAUGAUUUGACUUCUAUCACGUUUUUAUUUGCAUGGGUGUUUAAAUGGUUCUGUUAGUACUGUCUUUGCACAGUUCUGAUUUAUCUUUUUUACUUAGUACUAUUUACUUCAUAAUGUAGUAAUCAUCAGCCUUACUAAUGACCUUGUAGCCUUUCUUAUAUGCACAUAAUGCACAUUUUCCAAUGGCUAGAAAAUGCAAAAUACUAGUGGAUAUCAUUGCAUCAGAUCUUCAUGUCUUUCUCAAAAGGACUGCUAACCUCUGGGAUAUAUGAGGUAGUAAAAUGAUGAUUGUAAAUGAGUAGCACAUAAGAGAUAUUUUCUUGAAUUUAAACUUAUUGCAGCCAGUUUCAGCAUGUAAAUAUAUAAUAAUGUUGGCUAGUGUGUAAUUCUUGAACUAAAAAAAUAUAAAUAAAGAAAACCUAAAAGAA
Messenger RNA from Dromaius novaehollandiae (emu), 7929 nucleotides. It is a transcript of the gene GABRB2, whose product is annotated as gamma-aminobutyric acid type A receptor subunit beta2. The coding region runs from base 478 to 1953 and encodes 491 amino acids. Gene Ontology annotation, molecular function: neurotransmitter receptor activity; GABA-A receptor activity; chloride channel activity. The transcript is spliced from 11 exons. Gene Ontology annotation, biological process: chloride transmembrane transport; chemical synaptic transmission; regulation of membrane potential. NCBI's taxonomy places the organism in Eukaryota, Metazoa, Chordata, Aves, Casuariiformes, Dromaiidae. The record is from RefSeq and is a predicted model, not a curated record. Gene Ontology annotation, cellular component: synapse; neuron projection; plasma membrane.